UUUUUUUACAUUUUCAACAGCAGCCAUUGCCUCGCUUUCUCUUCUUCUCCUUUUCAGUUUAGUUUUAUCGCUGUGAGUGGGAGAGGUAGAGGGCAGGUCAGUGUUCCAGACCUCCUGUACCGCGCUGGGUCCCGCUGCUCUCUGGAGGCACACCCUUACUUGGAUUAUUUUUCUUUCAUUGCAGUUGUCUCGGUUUCCCCCUGUGUUUUUAAGUCAUUCAGAUCUGUCACUUGUUCCACUGUUAACAUGGAGUCCGACACAUAAGCCCUGUGUCUUUGAGGCAGGUGUAGAUGCUCCAGACGCAGCAGGCCCCAGGAAGAGGCUGCCUCCAUCCAUCUGUGCGGCUCUUCUCUGAUUCCUGGGUCUCUCAGUCUAACUUUGCACCACACCUUAACAGGGACCACAGAGAAAAUAAACAGGAGUGAGGAGGCCACUGGAUAUUCUCAAGAAGUGAAGCCAUUUUGUUUUGACCCUCAGUAUCACUGACCUUUCAACCUUUGGUUCAAUCUGGUGGUUUCCUUGUGAUUGGACACUCCCUAGAGGGGUAGGAAAUCACCCUCCCCGUCUGUCCGCCUGCGUCCCACCUUCGGACCUCCAUCACUAUGGCGACCUCGGUGCAGCCCAACGAGUUGGUGUUUGAGUUCGCUAGCAAUGGGAUGGAUGAGAUAAACCAGCUGGAUGAUCCGUCCGUGUUCCCAGCAGUCAUCGUGGAACAGGUGCCCGCUGCUGACCUCAUGCAGGUCUACUCGGGCAUGGAGUCGGACGAGGUGACCAACGGCAUUAUGGUGGACAACACUGUACAUGUGAUGGAGGAGCCCAUUAUGGUCGGAGACGUGGGCCUCUCAGUAGAAAGGACGGUAUCGGGUACAGAGGAUAACAUGGAGACCAAUGAGGCUGCGGCAGCCCUUCUUAACAUGGAGUCACCAAACAACAUUCUGGAUGAGAAACGCAUGAUUCAUACGUACGGGACCAUGUUGGAGUCUGACUACACCUACAUCCACCUGCGGCCGGAGCCCAACGGCUGCAUGGAUGUAUCGCUGGACGAUGAAACAUCCUCCAUGGACGAGAUCCCUCAGAAGAGCGUGUCCAAACCACAGAGGAAAACCAAAAUGCGCAAGCCUCGGCCGGUGCGCCCCUGCUCCCCCAUUACCACUCCCAACCUACCACUCAAGAAGAAGAGCAAGGAGGGCAAAGGGAACACCAUCUACCUAUGGGAGUUUCUCCUGGCCCUGUUGCAGGACAAGAACACCUGUCCCAAGUACAUCAAGUGGACACAGAGGGAGAAGGGCAUCUUUAAGCUGGUGGACUCCAAGGCCGUGUCCAAACUGUGGGGCAAACACAAGAACAAACCUGACAUGAACUAUGAAACCAUGGGCAGGGCACUCAGGUAUUACUACCAGCGUGGUAUCUUGGCUAAGGUGGAGGGUCAGCGGCUGGUCUACCAGUUUAAAGACAUGCCCCCCGACCUAGUGGUGAUUGACGACGAGGACCCAUGCCCCGACCUCACCUCUGGCUUCGGGGGCCAGCGCCCCAGCCACCACGGCCGAGGAGGCUCCAGAGGGGGGCAGGGUAAAAUCCAUGCCCAUGGGCACCGUCCUAUAUCGGUAAAACAAGUGAAGAGAGAGCCCAUUGAUAUGGAUGGAGGGCUGUACCAUGAGGUCAAUGGUAAACAGGCAGAACACAUGAUCCAGACGGUCCACGUGCUGCAGCCCAACCAGAGGGCGGCUGUGCCGGCCUCCACACACACUUUGAGGACCAUAAACAUGCCUAACUCCGUCCCCAUUGUCCUGACGUCUUCUGGCCAGCUGCAGCCCCUCCUGUCCAACGGUGACUCGUCCAGCCACUCCUCUCAGCCCAGGGUCAUCCUCCACACCGUCCCUUCUACCACGGCGGGGGGCAAGGAUGUCCUCACCAUCCAGACAGCCUCCCUGGCCACCGGGAUGGGCAGCCUCCAGGAUCACCAUCAGCACCCCCAGUUCCUUGUCACCAGCCUGGGCUCCACUACCACCACAGGGGUCCUCAGCUCCACCACUGCCUCCCUCAACGGCCUUCCCCGCAUGGUCACUCUCAACACGGCCACCGGUCAGACCAUGGUGGCCCAGCAGCCGGGGACCGUCAUUGCUACGGUCCUCAAGUCCUCCAGCGGUGGCGAGCUCCUCCAUGGCCUGCACGGCAUCAAGGAGGAGAUGCUGGACCCCUACUACCUGCAGUCAUUGGUUAAUGGAGACCCGUCGUUUGGCAAGGAGGAGAUGGAGGCAGGGGAAGCAGAGCUCAGCUACAGGACUGUGAUCAUCGGGAAGAACCAAAGCCUUGGACCGAACCAGGGGGAGACUGGAAGCGAGUCUCCAGUGAACGGAUACUUUUCCCAGGGAAGCAGCCCCAGUGAGGGCCUGACCCCCGUGGAGGAGCUAGAGGUGCGCGGGGAGAUGGCCCUGCAACCGGAGCACAUGGUGGGAGUCAAGGGGCUCCAGGAGCUGCCAGAGAUCACUGUCCACCUUCCAGCCUCCUUCAUCCAGAUCAAGGCAGAACCCACAGAGGUCUAGUAGACCACAAGCUUACCUUUAUUGUCAUGAGUCUUGUCCUGGAGGCAGAACUGAGUGAUUUCCACUAGAUGGUCCAGCUGAAAAGUCUAAAUUGUCUCUAUCGUAAAAAUUAAGGAAGACAAAAAAUGAGCUUUUUGAUCUUAAUUUAGGGUUAGGCAUUAGGAUUAGCAGUGUGGUUAAGAUUAGGUUUUUUAUUUGACCUUUAUUUGAACAGGGAGUCACCAUUGAGACCAGGGUUUCUUUCACAAGGGAGCCAUGCACAUACUAUUCAUAAGACAAAAUCGAAUUGAAAUCAGAUACAAUGUAAAACAAACUAAAAUACAGCACAACACAAAUAUUCUUACAUUCCUUCGUAAGAAGUUCCCCAAUUAGUAUUUGCAAUUGCCCGAGCGGCAGUACAACAUCCAAUUGUAAUGUAUUGUAAAAUUGGUUCCAGCAAUGAGGUGUGUUAAAACUAAAAGAGGAUUUACUUAGUUAUGUGGAGACCACAAGGAACCUCAAGAGUUUGGUAUCUCCUGAUUUUAUACUUUAUAUCAUGUUUUAUAAGUUGGAAGCUUGUGUAGUAGAGCUUUGUAAACAAGAAGGGAGUAAUGAAGUGAUAUAUGGGACGUUAAUGAGGACCAGCCAACCUUUUGAUACAGGAUGCAGUGAUGAGUAAUAAAACUGUCAUGGAGAAAAAACCCGAAUGGCACUAUGGUAGACGGCAUUCACAGGUUUAAGAAUAGUGGCUGCGGCAAUCUGGUAAUCUGGUGUCACCAUAGUCAAGAACUGGUAGGACAGUUGACUGUACAAUCUGCUUCCUGCUAUUUAGGGAUAGGCAAGAUCGAGUUAGAAAAAGAAGCCCACUUUAAACCACUUUUUAAAACUAUCUCAUUCGUAUGUUUUUGUCAAUCCAAAUGUCCAGAUAUUUAUUGGCGGGAUUCCGAUUGAUGGAACCAUCCAAUGGAUAACUGUAGUGCAUCAGGUUGAGGUUAGGUUUAAAAUCUGAUUUUACGACUUUGUGGCUGUUCCAGCUAGUGCCCACUGCAGAGCUGCCUCCAGGGCAAGAUUCAUGACAAUAAAUGCCAACCUGCUAAUAGGCCUGGACUCUCCAUCAAUGUUGGACUAUGAAAUCAACAUAAAGAAAGACUACCCAAAGGGCAAUUCCACCACUUUUCAACCUCAUUUUCAUUGUCUCCAGUAAAAUACCAUUGUCUACAUAUGUGAAAAUGGCACAUUUGUACGUUUUGUCGAAACAUAUAUAAAGUUAAAAAGUUCUACCCAACAUCAUCAAAAGUUAACACAUUUGGGACCUUUCUUCUUAUCUUUUUAACCACAGAUCAUAGAAACACGCUGUUUUCACAUAUGGAGACACUGGUAUUUUACUGGAGACAAUGAAAAUGAGGUUGAAAAGUGGUGGAAUUGCUUUUUUAACAAAGUUUCCUUGUUCUUAUCCCGUUGAUAAUCUUCUUUUGAAAAGCGAUGGAUUUUUAAAUGUGGAGUGGCAAACAGAGACCAAACGUUGGCCCCUGCAGGAUGUUUUUGCUUAUUCACUGUUGUGAUCCCGUGCCCAAAUUUCAACAUCAAGGGAUUGUUUUGUGAUGUGUUGUUGAAGGCUCCAUAGUUCGAAAGGCCUUCACUCGGAUCAAUCUACCUACCUACCUUGCUACUGUCAGUAGACCCGCCCCCUUCCCGAACCUGUCCCCACCAGGAGAACAGCCAUUGGAUAACCAGGGAUCUACCCCACCACAUGUGCCAGUUAGAUUAGUAAAUGUUCUACCUACCAGUACAUCUCAUCAGACUUGUGUCAAUGCUAACAGACAAUAACAGCAAACCAAAAACAGGAGAUGGGAACUCACGUGGGAGAAUGCAAUGAAAUCAGACUUGAUGAGCAGAAAAUGUGUCAUUUCUACAUGCCGUCUCCACUUUAUUUUUAAGGAAGAAUGACGGAAACGCACCUUACUGACCUUUAAUGGAAGAGUGCCUUAUACGUAAAGGUAAAACAGUUCAAACUCUUGACUGAAAAAGUCUGAGGGGGAAAAAAAUGACGGUUCAGAUUGUUUUGACUCAAACGUUUGUGACUUAUCCGGAGUUUCCUCCAUAUCCCCCCAUAUUAUAAGUUGUCGAUAAGGUGUGCUUUCCCCUCCAUUACUCAUCGCCUUACAGCAAUGUGUUACUAUGGAAAUGGGCAUUUCCUGUCCCCUUGGACAGUCCAAUCACAAACCUGUUUGUAUAUAGCUGCAGACUUGAUGCAGGGAGAGAGAGAGAGAGAGAGAGAGCGAGAGACAAUACGGAGGAAACAUAAAAUAGAUUUUACUAGCCUCCUAUCUUCCCAUUAAGGCCUUUAAUCCUGUUUAUAUGAAAUGGAAUAUAUAUAAAUAUAUAUAAAGUAAUAAUAUACUAUUGAGAAUCAAUUUAAGGCCACAAAUGUAUUUAUUUUGUGAAUUUCUAAAUUCUGUAUAAAAAGGCACAUUUGUUUGUUAUUUACAUAUGGAAAACACGAGGGAUAAUAUACAAAGUAUAUGAAAUCAAAUAACAGGAAGCUCAUAUGUCGGUGAAUUUUUUUCUCCAAAAAGCUGAUAUGUUUUUUUUAAAGCAUUCCUUAUAAUCAGCGCAGCAUUGAUGAUGAUACUUCCUUUGUUUUGGACUCAAAGUGGUUUGCCCCGACGCAAAUGAUGGUCUCUAUAAACAUCUCUGUCCUGUGUCAUUUAAACAUUGUGUUGUAUGUGCUUUGGUUCUUCUUCCCUUUGUACAGCGGACACACCUCUAGCCUUAUUCAACAGUCAAGCAGUAGAGAUCAGUUGGAUAGAUUCACACACCCCUAUCCAGUUCAUUUGGUCAUUUGGUCUCAAUCAGGUCCUCUGUAACCUCUCCUAACCCAGUUAUUUUGUGACGCAAAUUGUGACUCAACACUGGUGUUUUCCUCCCUACUUCUAUGCAUUUACAAUUCUGGUGCUCCACUCCUAGCUCUUGGUCUUUGGUCAGACUGGUGUCUGUGCUCUUUUUAUUGGGUGUCCCAGUUUUGUUAGGGACCUGAGACGUCAGGGUCUCUGAAUGGCCAUGAUAGCCUGCAGAUGCUAGUGUAAGUAAACCAAUAUUUAUCUUGAGCGCUACCAUGGCUAAAUUACUUGUAUUUUUUUCACUUGAGCUGGAGUGAGCAACAGACCAUCUGAACUCUAGCUCAGCAUCUGAGGACAAGCUUUAAUGCUAAUUUCAGGGGAAAUGGAGAGUCUGUGACGUGACUUCUGCUUUUGGACAUUAACACGGUGACACUCCAUCUUAACUCCUCCACAUUUACGGAUUUGUUUCAACAGUGCAGAAGAGAACCUCCCAUCAUUUUUUCCCUUCUCAACAUGUCCAGAAAGAAACGUCGCUCAGGCAUUUAUUUUACGCCUGCUUCAUUAGGUUAUGCUACUUUAGGUUAUGCUACUUUUUAGAACUUGUGCCCAGGCAUCAGUCUUAUGUCAACCAAAGGGCUCUCUGUGUUGACAAUCUGAAUGUUUUACAGUACAAAGUUAUGAAAAGUUGUGACAAUCAAUGCUCUCUAGUGUUACAAAAAGUACCAAAACAGUCUUUGGUGUUGAUAAUUGACUGCAAUGAACUCUGUGGGUGGGGUAGACUGGAUUUUCCUGCUUACAGACGCUUAUGUUGUAUAUACAGGUAUUUUCCUUUUUAAGCACUGUUGUAUGUGAGAUGUUGGCGUCUGUCCGCGCUGUCUGUCCGAUCAUUACGUUUUCCUUUGUCUUGGGUUUUCUGUGGUUUCCUCCUAUGCUGAAACUAGAUUAGAUUUUUUUAAAGAAAUAAUAUUUAGGCCCAGUGCAGUCAAAGCGUUAUUUUCCUGUGUUUUAUAUAUAUUUCCACACUAUGUGGUUGGAAUAAUACUGUGAAAUUUUGAAAAUUAUGAUAAUGCCCUUUUAGUGUAAGAGGUGUUUUUAAAAGACCACCUGAAAUAUCUGCCUGUUUUGGUGGGAUAGAGUUUCGGCCUGCCUGAUAACAUCACCAGACAGUAAAUUAGUUAAUAGACCAAUAAGCAAGAGUUCCAAUCCUCUCUGCCAAUAACAGCUAGAUUUCAGUUUUCCCCUCCCCACCCAGGACACUCCCAGACAGUCCUAUCAACAUUCUUGCUUGAGAAAUUGCUCUUUGCUAAGAAUCUAUUUUUGUUUCUUUUUGACCAUUGUAAUUGAAAACAAUCCCAGUAAGGUACUUAAAUGUUACCCAGAAAUGAUUUGAUGUUGAGAUGAAAACGGUUGCAAUGGACCUUUAUAAUAAUAAAACACAUUUUGCUUAUA
Molecule: messenger RNA, 6811 nt
Organism: Oncorhynchus keta (chum salmon)
Lineage: Eukaryota; Metazoa; Chordata; Actinopteri; Salmoniformes; Salmonidae
Gene: elf1
Product: E74-like ETS transcription factor 1
Exons: 9
Coding region: 603-2543 (646 amino acids)
Biological process (GO): regulation of transcription by RNA polymerase II; cell differentiation
Cellular component (GO): nucleus
Molecular function (GO): sequence-specific DNA binding; DNA-binding transcription factor activity, RNA polymerase II-specific
Source: RefSeq, a predicted model, not a curated record